AUGGCAAAAACCCUAAAAUCCAUCCUGUUGAUUCCUUAUAUCGCUCUAUUGUCCACCAUUUUGUGCUACUGCAAAUGCGAUAAUGCAAGCAGCAUGAGUGGGUUCACAACAGAUCUCAUCCACAGAGACUCUCCCCUUUCCCCUCUGUACGAUCCUUCCCUGACGCAGGAGCAGCGCCUCGCCAACGCCAGGCAGCGAUCACUCGCCCGGUCGAGACGGUACGCGGGCAUCCUGUAUGGGCUGAAGGUGACGCCCGAAGUGGCCCUCAUUGAGGAUAGAGCGACAUACCUGAUGCAGUUCUUCAUGGGCACCCCCUUGAAGCAAGCCAUGAUGCUCCUUGACCCCGGCAGCAACUUGAUCUGGACGCAGUGCCUCCCCUGCAAGAGAUGCAAACCCCAGCAAUUCCAACUCUUUGACCCACAAUCCUCCACCACCUACAGAUUUACCCGCUGCGACUCCGUCGCCUGCAGGCCUUCGGGGUACUGCGACCCGUGGGGGAAGAAGUGCCUGUUCAAGACUAACUACAGGGAGGGGUCGUACUCGAACGGAUUGGUGGGGACAGACACCUUCAGCUUCCACUCGGGGGAGAGGGGGCUGAUGAGCUUCCCUAAGAUCGUGUUCGGGUGUGGAGUUGACAACUACGUCAGUUUUGAUGGGCGUGAGUCCGGCAUCGUGGGGCUGGGAGUGGGGCCGAGCUCGCUCCACAACCAAUUAGGAUACGACAAGUUCUCAUACUGCCUCGUCCCAGCGACAGGCAAGUUCGAGACGAGCACGAUGCAUUUCGGGUCGGACGCGGUGGUUUCGGGUUGGGGAGUGGUGACGACGCCGCUGGUGGAGAGGAGCGUGUUCCACUACGUGAGGCUGGAUGCGAUCAGCGUGGGAAACAAGAGGUUUCGAUUCGUUAGCCUUUGGCGAGGAGCCAACAUGGCGAUGGACUCGGGGUCGGUGAUGACGCUGCUUCCGGUUGAAUUCUACGAUGAAUUGGAGGUGGAGAUUGCGAACUCCAUCCCGCAGAGGGCGGUCAGGGAUUUUAAAGACUGGCGGCUGUGCUACUCGGACAAGUUCGUGAUGCCGAAGAUCACGGUGCAUUUCCAAGGGGCGGAUGUGGAGUGGAAGCACGAGAAUGCUUUUGUUAGAGUCAAUCAGGAUUAUGAGUGCUUGGCGAUGGAGCCUACCGACGAUGGUUUUCAUAUUUACGGCGGCGUUGCUCAGGUUAACUACUUGGUAGGAUUUGAUGUCACCAGGAAGACGGUGUCCUUCAAGUCUGCUGAAUGUGGAAGAUAG
Messenger RNA from Salvia splendens (bonfire salvia), 1284 nucleotides. RefSeq names its product aspartic proteinase CDR1-like. The record is from RefSeq and is a predicted model, not a curated record. Bases 1 to 1284 code for a protein of 427 amino acids. Lineage: Eukaryota; Viridiplantae; Streptophyta; Magnoliopsida; Lamiales; Lamiaceae. The transcript has 2 exons. Gene Ontology annotation, cellular component: extracellular region.